AGCUCCAUCUCCAGAAGCAGCCCCCAGGAUUUCUUCGUGAGGUUCUGCCCUCCCUACAAGAAACAAUAUGUCGCGAUGGGGAAGAAAGGCCCGCCCGCCGCCUGGGUUUGACUACUUAGAGCCUACAUUGGCAGCCUUGGAGGCCGAGCUACGAGAAAAGGUCAAUGAGGGCCACGAAGGGAAGCGUAAAAAUGAGUCUUUGUGGCCUGUUCAUCAAAUUAAUUGGCAGCGGAGUCGAUAUAUUUUCGACAUGUUUUAUCGCUAUGAGAAGAUCAGCCGUGAGGUGUAUGAGUAUUGCGUGCAGAUGCUUUAG
Molecule: messenger RNA, 313 nt
Organism: Nannochloropsis gaditana CCMP526
Gene: BUD31
Product: bud site selection protein 31
Exons: 3
Coding region: 68-313 (81 amino acids)
Biological process (GO): mRNA splicing, via spliceosome
Cellular component (GO): spliceosomal complex; nucleus
Source: RefSeq, a predicted model, not a curated record